Molecule: messenger RNA, 2620 nt
Organism: Nerophis ophidion (straightnose pipefish)
Lineage: Eukaryota; Metazoa; Chordata; Actinopteri; Syngnathiformes; Syngnathidae
Gene: prr35
Product: proline rich 35
Exons: 4
Coding region: 295-2382 (695 amino acids)
Source: RefSeq, a predicted model, not a curated record
CUCCCAUUUGAGCGGAACGUGGCGGCGCACAGGACAGCCGCACCAGGACAGAGCUACUUCUACAACUACAACUACCAGAGAGACGGAGACUUCUCACUACACUUUGCGGGACUUUUCUGUUUUCGGAGAGAAAGAAGAGGCUGGUCACCGCUAAAUUCAUUAAUAAAAAGGUUUGGUGCCAAGAAAAUGCACCCUCUCGUCAGCAACGACGCUCGAAGCUGAAGGAAAGACUGAGAAGUGAACAAGCUGAACACAAUCACACAAUCUUCUGAUCGACAAGAACAGCGGUCAAUCAUGUCCAAAGACGACGCCUGCAAAGUGACGUCUGCUAGCAAGCACAAGGAGCGCAAGCCCAAGAAGCCUCACUACAUUCCUCGGCCAUGGGGCAAGCCCUACAACUACAAGUGCUUCCAAUGCCCCUUCACCUGCAUGGAGAAGUCACACCUGUACAACCACAUGAAGUACAGCCUAUGCAAGAACUCCCUGUCCCUGCUCAUCGAGUCCGACUGGCCCUAUAAAAAGGGAAACCUUCUGCAUCCGGACCAGCUGAGACCCUUUCAGCAGGGCUUCCACGCUGCUGGCAAAGAUGCACAAGAGCAGGGAGCGUCGAUGGAGGAGAGGCAGCAGAACAACUUGGAGGACGAAAGUGAGGGUCAGGAGGGCGGAGGACAAGACGAAGAAGAGGGUGCGGAGGUGACGGCGUCAGCAAAAGAGACGUCCACUAGAAGGGACGCUGCAGAGUGCACAAUGAAGAGUAACGCCGAUUCAGCGUUGCUGAUGGCCGACAUGCUCUCCCUGGAGGACCAGCUCUUGCGAGCUCGCUCUGUGGAAGUGGAGGCCCAGCUGAAGCACUACAAGUUGACAAAGGCGUGCAUGACGACUCCAGGGCUGCUCUCAGACCAGUGGCGCCUGCUGACCUCCAGCCACACCAAGGCCAAAGCCGAAGGUACGCAGAGUCGUGUCAACAGUUCGAUUCCGUGUUACCCACCUCCAUCAAACCUGGUUGACUACCAGGACCCAGCGGGUCUCAACCUCUCCGUGCUAGGAGUGGGCUACCCCAUCAGUCCCAGCCUUUUCUCUUACAUGAAUUCGGCGCAUUCCACCACAAGUGUCGCCGCUCAGACUCACGCACAGCUCGCGCAGCUGCCCUUCCUGGCGUCGGCUGCUCAGCUGAUUCACCCGGCCUCCAACGGCCAUUCGGACAGAACUCUCCUCCCCCCGAGGCUCUACUACCCGUUCCUGUGUGAGCACAGCUUCCGAGCGGCCUCCGGUCAGAGUGACACCACAAAGGCACCCAAAACAUCAAACACUCUCGAUACCUUUUCCUUGUCUGGCUUCCAGCCCAAAGCUAAUCUGUGGAAAGUGCCUGCUUUGAGGCCCGGGGCCACCACGGUCUCAACCAGUGGUCAGGUGUCCCCUCAGAGAGAUUCUCCAGACCUACAGGCCUACAGAGUGGGGGAUAAAAUGCAAUCUGCUUCCAAAGAAGGUAAAACAAGUUGGAGCCUCAAGAGGACAGCAGCUGCCAUAAAGAACCAUGAGGCCCCCAUGGAGAAGAAGCAAACUAUGGGCUUCACUUUGGACCUCCUGAAAAACAUGGUACCAGAGAAACGUCUUCUUCUUGGCAGUUCACAGACGAGACCAUCAGAACCUUUGUACACUAAUCAUCUUAACAGUCCAAAAAGCGAAACUUCCUCUGGGGUACCCAGCAGCCAUGACCCGACAACCACCCAUUCAACCGGGGACAGAAACUCAGAGUCAGUGGCCGUCCUCCUUAGUGACCUCUCCAAAGCCUUACAGGAAUACCAGAAGGCAGAGCGCAAAAUAUCCCACCUGGAGAAGGAGGAGCUUCCCGUGCAGUAUCACCUUUGGGAGCACCUGGCGAAAAUCCGCAAUGAGCUGUCACACAUUCAUGUAGCGCUGGAGUGCACAGCGCGUCAGAGUGACGGGCCUCUGGAUCUGUCUUUCAAGAGAGCUGAGCAGGAUGUCGCUCUUAAGGACAACACCACAGAGACCGAUGAGGAGGAUGAAGAGGAGGAGGAUGGGAAGAAAGACGAGGAGGGGGAACGGAAGGUCAUGAUGUUGGAGAACCAGAAGCAGUCAUUGGAGAUGCUUAUCAAGAUGAGCAAUGCAGGCGCUUCAGUGAUCAACACAGAGGUCCUAGCUCCAGGUGCCCUCAGCAUUAGGCACAGUCCAGCCGAGGCCCUAUGGCCUAACAGAACCACAAAGUGUGAGGCGGACUCAAGCGUACUGCUUUGUCCUGAUGGCAGGUCAGUCAUGUUUGCUGAUGUCCACUCCUCAGCCAAGGUGGCCAAAAGACCUCCUUCCAUACAAGGAGUGGAAGGGCAUUGCCCCCCCAGCCCUUUGACAGCUACCGAUAACUAAAGCUGAAAGAAACUUGUUGACAUGUAUUUUGUUUUUCUUUCACAAAAACAUUCAGCACCUUUUCCAAAAAGAGAAUGAUCUCACAUGUGCACUACAGGAAUUUCGAUUGUCACCACUUUGUCAUUGAAACUCUUUAGCUUGACAAUCAUUUCCAUACGCUUGUAAAUGAUACAAUAAAUAUAUUGUACAGUGUUACAAAUGCUUUUAUAAACAAGUUUGUCUUGGAUGUACUGGAAAA